This is a messenger RNA of Laetiporus sulphureus 93-53, 357 nucleotides long. RefSeq lists its product as uncharacterized. The record is from RefSeq and is a predicted model, not a curated record. NCBI's taxonomy places the organism in Eukaryota, Fungi, Basidiomycota, Agaricomycetes, Polyporales, Laetiporaceae. The transcript has 2 exons. The coding region runs from base 1 to 357 and encodes 118 amino acids.
AUGGAGGCCAUCCUCGACAAUAAAGGGCUCUUGCCCUGGAUUAAGGGUAAGAAGAAGAAACCCGAGAUCCAAAUCCUCGGAGACCUCGAAAAGAUCCAAGCACGCGAAGAUGAGAUCGAAGAAUGGGAAAAGAAAGACCGUUCCACGUGCACCAUUAUCAUGAUCAAUCUCGGCAAUGACCAGAUUGUGAAUGUGACAGAAGACAACAUCGGGAAACAUAUUAAGGAGUUAUGCAAGAUCCGAGAAGAGCUACACAUCAUGGAAAAUGAGAUUGACGAUCAGCAAUUUCGUAACGUCAUCAUCACCUCAUUGCCCGAUAGCUGGAUGACGUUCACGGACACCUAUUUCAGAUUCUGA